AUGUAAAUUAAUUAAGAGUUUCUUUGUUUUGAAAAAAAUGAAAAAAUAAGUAAAAAUAAUAAAAAUUACUUAGUUGAGGAAUUAGCCUCUUUGAAUAAUCAUCAAGAAAUUAUAGAUUUUUGUGAUAGUUAAAUUUCUUCUAUCAAAUUUUCAUAAAUUAAUUCUUUGACAAACUAAAGUAAUCUGUUUUUUAUUAAUCUUUAGCUCACAUCUUAGAUGAUUCUUUAGAAUUGUAUAAAGCUACUGAAUAAUCAAGUGGAAGUUAGAUCCUUUCAAGGGUUGAUUCUUUUGUUAAUAAAUUUCAGAUUGAACAUGCUUAUGAGGUUUACUAUAAAUAAAAAAGUAUUAAUUAAAUUUAAAUAGUUAAAAGCCUAAAAAUUUUAUAAAGAUAUGAAGAAGUAAUUGAAUGCUGUGAUCAAUUGCAAAUUUUAUGCUAGGAAAACAAUUAAGAAAUUUAUUGCUAAAAAGAAAAAAGUUAUUAUUUUAUAAUAAGAAUAGCCUAAGCAUUAUUUAAAUAAGAUAAACUUAAUGAAUUUAUUUAAUUGAUGGGUUUAGAUAAAUAAGAAAAUAAGCAUAAUAUGAAUUAUUAUUUAUAGAUGGGUAAAGAUUAUUUAAAUAUUAUAAGUAAAGAAUCUAAAGGAUUAAGGUUUAAUCUAAGAAGCAGUAGCAUGUUUGGAUUAUGGAAUAAUAUAAAAUGAUUCAUUUUAAGAAUAAUUUUAUCAAGAAAGAGGUUCUAAAAUUAUAAAUAUGUAUAGAGAAACUAUUAAAAAAUAAUGAAAAGAUUAAUGAAGCAGAAGCAUACUAAAAGUAAUUAGAUAGUCUUGAAUUAAGCUGA
Molecule: messenger RNA, 835 nt
Organism: Paramecium pentaurelia
Lineage: Eukaryota; Ciliophora; Oligohymenophorea; Peniculida; Parameciidae
Source: the annotation of a GenBank genome assembly